Stylophora pistillata is the source of this 495-nucleotide messenger RNA. Its product is annotated as RNA polymerase-binding transcription factor CarD-like. The record is from RefSeq and is a predicted model, not a curated record. NCBI's taxonomy places the organism in Eukaryota, Metazoa, Cnidaria, Anthozoa, Scleractinia, Pocilloporidae.
AUGAAAAAACCAGCGUUUCAAUCCGGAGAUCUUGUUGUAUACCCGGCCCAUGGUGUUGGGCAUGUUAGCGCCAUUGAAUCACAUGAAGUUGCAGGACAGUCUUUAGAUAUGUUUGUGAUUAAGUUUGAUGAAGACCGUAUGACAUUGCGCCUUCCCGUUGCGAAAGCUUUAACUGCAGGUCUUCGUUCUUUAAGCACAAAAAAGGAAAUGGAUAGCGCCUUAAAAACCCUUAAAAUGCAAGGACGUGUGCGCCGUACAAUGUGGUCUCGACGUGCCCAAGAAUAUGAAGCCAAAAUUAAUUCUGGAAGCCCUGGUGCAGAGGUUGUGCGCGACUUACACCGCAGUGCAGACCAAUCUGAACAGUCUUAUAGUGAACGCCAAUUAUAUCAAGCGGCCCUUAACCGCCUUUCAAAAGAGCUGGCUGCAGUUGAAGUCACAACUCCAGAGCAAGCUUCUGUUAAAAUUGAGAAAGUUUUGAAGAAAAAGGCUGCUUAA